CGGUGUGGAACGCUCAACCAUUGACGUUAAGCUUCGUGUCAGUAUAAUGGCGAGGGGAGUCUUUUCGCUUCUCUUUAGGACCGGAAUCGGAAGCGGAAGUGGCGGCGGCGGAGGCAACGGCGACGUAUUCGGCAAGCUGCUCUCCGACAUCUUGGUUUGCCCUCUCUCUAGGCAAGCCCUCAGAUAUUGUCCCGAUUCCCAGUCCUUAAUCAGCGAUUCGAUCGGCGUCUCUUUCCCGAUAAUAAAUGGAAUCCCUUGUUUGGUACCUAAAGAUGGAAAAAUUCUAGAAGAUCAAAUCAAAUCGACAGGCAAUGACGAUUCAGCUGGUGCUGAUAGUGGAAUUUGAAGAUAUCAUACUUCAAGUUUUGUAAAGACGAGGUUCUUCACACUUGGUAGGGAAUUUCAGGGUUUGAUUUUGUUUUCUCAUUCCGCCAACUCCUCUAAUUGCAUACUUUGGUUCAAAAAUACAGUCUUAGUUAUGCCUUAACAAGAUGUACUUGGAAAGAAAAUUAUUGGAGAAUUUUCUUGGUAUCGUAUUCUUCUGUAACUUGUUUUUUUUUUUUCCUUCGACAGUUAAAGACAGUUUUCUUGAUUCAAUCUAACUAAAUAAAAUUACAUUUGUGGUGGGAGUAGCA
Messenger RNA from Zingiber officinale, 635 nucleotides. RefSeq names its product UPF0434 protein ERGA_CDS_01260-like. NCBI's taxonomy places the organism in Eukaryota, Viridiplantae, Streptophyta, Magnoliopsida, Zingiberales, Zingiberaceae. The transcript is spliced from 3 exons. Bases 47 to 346 code for a protein of 99 amino acids. The record is from RefSeq and is a predicted model, not a curated record.